AUGCCGGUGACCGUGUCUCCAUUGUUCUGGGAAUGGUUCAAUAUUUGGCUAAUACAAUUUUUGAAGAAUUUAUAUUAUGAAAUUAAGAUGGUCGCUCUGAGAGGUGGUAACAGUUCGUUGAGCACUGUGACGCACGGCUGCGGGAUUCACGGUGGACAACAAAAUGCCCUAGAUUUGACACAUCGUUUACAAACAUCGCUUGGAAUGCAACUCGGGACUGCGUCGCAUGCGGUUGGCCAUCACACUAGCCAUUUAAAUCACGCCAGCCAUGGCAAUCACUCGAACCACGGCAGCCAUACGAACCACGGCCACGGAAACCAGCUGAACAUACCAUCGCUGAGUAGCGUAUCGGUGCUGAUGCCGCAACAGAAUGCAGCCUCGCUCAAGCACGAGCAGAACACGCGCUAUUCUAGUUCCAACUGCAUGCUGCAAUCGCACCACUACAGACGGUUGACGCAAUCUAUGUUAUUAGAUCAUUACAACAACAUAACGCAAGUGCCCGCUUCAGGACCGGAAUGUUACCAUCCGUCGACGGGUAACGGAGCAUAUAUGUCCACCCAGACUCAGAACAUGCGAGGUCAGCCCUCACAGCCGUCAGCACCGCCGGCUCCUCAGCAGGACAUGUCCAAGACAACCAUGGCUGGUUCCACGUACGUGUCACCUCAAACCCAAACACCGCCGUCGCGGCCCCAGUAUCCAAACUUCCCCUACAGAGCUUCCCAACACGCCAACAGGCCUAAUUCGCACCCUAGACAACAACAGCAGUAUAUGGGAAGCGCGGGUGCAACAACGGCUGGUCCCGUUAUGUAUCACCACGCUUUAGUGUUCCCGCCAACACACAUGGGCAUCCCACAAAGCUACCCGCAGCCGCGUUCCAGUACACCUGGAAAGUCACAAUAUAUGGAUCACGGGUAUUACCAAUACGUGGCGCCUUAUAUAAGUUACACCACUCCCGCCGGUCACACACCACCCUAUUAUUAUCCAUCCAACGGGCAGCAGUUGGCGGCAGGCAGUGUCGGUGGUAGCGGUGGUCGCACCAACCCCGGUUCGUUAGUGCCGCCGCAAGGUGCCGCGCCUGCCGCUCCCUCGCUGCAGCACCCGCAGCAACAACCCCUCCUACACGCGACCAUUCCCGGUACACAAACAAACAUAUACAACAGUAUACGUACGGUCCCUCCAAAACGUACAUCCCAUAGACUUGCAAUUAUUAACCCCUUAACAAAACAAGAUAUAUUUUCGGAACAAUGUAAUAAUGAUAGCCAAUUUAUUAGUGGUGAUUCAAGUGAUCGGCAAACUCCUCAACCAGAACAGCAGCCAACACAUAGUGCCGCUGAGGAGUUUCUAAGAAUGGUUAAUGAAGUAGCGAAUCAGCCGUCAGCUAGUGAAAGUGCUAGUAAAUCGAACUUUGUUUCUAAGAAUGUCGAAGUGCCUGCCACAAACGCAAGCUCCAAUCAACCUCAUACAAAUGCAAUAAGUACUAUUAAUAGUAAUAAUAUAAAGUCUGAAAUAUUAAUUGUUAAUGAAAGUAAAAAUGUAGGAUCUGAAAUUAUAGAGUCCAACGAAACGCCGGUUGUAUCGGCAAUAUCGGAUAGUCCCGUUGUAGUGCCUAAAAUGACUGUGAAUACUAAGCAACUCCAAAAGAAUAGUGAACAGAAUCUGCCUUUAACCAUAGAUAAUAGUAAGAUUAUACCGAAUAGUAAACCACAAAAACAAAACAAGAUCAAACCAGUUGUGCCUCAAGAUGAAAUAGAAAAGCAAUCAGAUAUAGUGAAUUCUAUAGUUCCUCAAAGCGUUCAAAGUAUUAUACAAGCGCCUUCUGAAGCGGUUAAUUCCGUUUCACCUCCGAGCGGCACUACGGCGUCGCCGGCUGUGCCUGCGCCAGUGCCAGAGGUAGCGCAGUCAGUGCCGGUGCCGGUUCCAGUGCCGUCUAUGGGGUCUGCUCUCUCUUCUCUGACGCCCGCACCACAGCCACAGAGAAUAAGAGAGCCCCGAGAUCGAAACAGAUCAGAAGAUAAAGAAAAACAAACAAAUAAACCUAAGGAGCAAGAUAAAGAAGCAUCCAAAGCAAAUGGUCCUGUUUCGGUUGAGAUUAGUUCAGUUGAUAGUAUACGAAAUACUAUCAAACCUCUAACUAGUCAAGUAAAUCAAAACCUAGAAGCAGAUAUACCAAAAAAGCAACCAGAAUUAGAGACUGAGAAAACAAGCGAUAAGAAACCUGAGGUUGUGAUAAACAGAGAGCCUACAUUCCCCGUCAAACCUACCCCCACUGCCACUGAAUUAUUGUCUGCUAGUAUUGAAAAGGUUGCCAAGGAGCAACCACAAGUAGUGCCUGAAGUGUCUCCUAAGAAAGAAGAAUCCAUAACAAUCCAAGCCCAAGCCAAACUAACUCAAAGUAUAGCAAGUGCUGCACGAAAUCAAACUGAAUCUAAAAUGAAAGAUAUUAAUCUGAAUAAUAAGACAGAUCCUGAUACUGCUAAUGGAAAUCCCACUGAAGCUACUAAGGUGGAAGCAGUGAAAGACGAAGGAAACAAAAAUGAAAAAGCAGUAAAGAAUUCUAAAAAUAAUAACAAAAAAUCUAAUAAAAAUGCAAAUGCUGAUGUUGCUCCAAAAGAAACCGAAGCAUAUGAAAAUGGUAAAGAAGAGAUUGAAAAAAUUACAAGCAAACAAGAGAAAGUUGUAGCUCCAGAAGAAGAAACAACUGAAAUCGCUGAAAACUCUGCACCAGCAGCAGUUCCAGAAGCUCAAACACCUGCACCAGUUUCAGCACCUGCACCAGCUGUUUUUGUUCCUAAAUACAAAUACUCUGAUGAUCAAUGGUCUCCACUAAACAAGUCUGGUAAAAAGACUUAUGACAUAGGUUUACUUAUGCAAAUAAAAGAUGAUCCUCUUUGUAAGAACAAACCAAAUGCUCCUUUGUUAGAGGCAUGCAAUGUGAUGCGGACUGCACCAAUUCAAGAGCCAAUGUCAUUUAAUGCAAUUUCGAGACCAAUGAAUGAUGCAGUGUUGUUCCCCAAUUUCCUUAAGAAUUCUAGUGUGGGUAACAGAAACAACGCUCCGAGAGAACACAAAAAAGAUGGCCGAAACUUGCCUCAGAGUGGUAAGAGCAGCGUUAAAUUGACACCAUCAGGUAGUGGAAGCAGUGGUCACAAACCUGUUAUACAUGUGUCACUCUCACUGCGCGAGGAGGUGAAGCUUAACCAGACCAAGGAUGCCUGGAGACCUACAAGGUUCAAGAAGGAAAAUCUCUCUGAGGAGGAGGCCAAGACACAGGAUCUGUACAAGAAGUUCCGUGGUAUUCUUAACAAGCUCACUCCACAAAAAUUCGAUACAUUGCUGGACAGAGUCAAGUCCCUUGAAAUCAAUACACAAGCUCGUCUCGAAGGUGUUAUCGAUUUGGUUUUCGAAAAAGCCAUUGAUGAACCUAAUUUCUCUGAAGCUUAUGCUGCUAUGUGCAGUAAACUUUCCAUGUUGAAGGUUCCUUCAAACAAUGCUCCUGAUCAAUGUGUCAACUUCCGAGCACUGAUUGUCACAAGAUGUCAGAACCAGUUUGUUACGGAUAAAGUGGAUGAACAAGUACUCAAAUUAGAGAAAGAGAUCAGUGAAUGCACUGACCCUACCAAGAAAAAGGAAUUGCAACUUCAACUUGAAGAAGAAAACAGGCGUGUCAGAAUGAGAUCAGUGGGAAAUGUCAGAUUUAUAGGUGAACUGUAUAAACUAAAAAUGCUUACAUCCAAGAUUAUGGUCUACUGCAUGACUUACUUAAUUGACAAACUAGAAGAAGAGAAAUUGGAAUGUCUUUGCAAACUCCUCACUACUAUUGGUGAACAAGUAGAAAGUGAAGUAAAAGAGCAACUAGAAAGUGUCUUCAAGAAGAUGCAAGAUAUUGUUGAUCGUAAAUCAAAUAAAAUAAGCAGCAGAGUGCGGUUCAUGAUUCAAGAUGUGAUUGAGCUUAGAAAACGAAGAUGGUUUGCUAAGAAUGUUGUAGAUUUGCAGCCCAAGAUGAUGGACCAGAUUCAGAAGGAAGCCGAACAGCAACAACGGCAUAUUGAGUUAAUGAAUGCUGCUCCAAUGGGCGGUGGAUUCCGUCGUGAGGACGGAGGCCGCAAUAAACGCGGCGGUCGCCAAGGAUCCAAUUCCUUCAUGGAUAACCAGUGGAAAGCCUCCACUAACUACAAUCGCACCAACUACACUGUUGAUACCUCUAAAUUUAAGGCAGUAACACAGAAGAAUCUUACUGAUAUCAAACUGGCUCCACAUAACUCUGCUUGGAAUCAUGGAUCUGGAACGAAGAACACAGCUCAAGCUAGUAGUAACUCUAUGAUUAGUCUGUCCAAAAAUAUGUACAGCAUGCUUGAAAAUGUGCAAGCAGAUCCCACAUCACUCAGAACAAAAGAUCUCUCUCCUGGUUAUCAACAUUCAAAGUCCAUCGAGCGAUCAACCUUCAAUUCCAGAGACAUAACCAUUAUUGGACAAGGAAACGGCAGUAACAGUCGUUCCGGAUCAGUUGGAGUUACAAGAUCUAACUCUAGCAGCCGAGGCCCAGCCACGCCUGCGCCGCCUCAAGAGAAUACACCAGCCGCUCCUGUCCCACAGGAACCUCUGCCCGAAGCUAAAAAGAAGGCAUUCAAAAUGCUCAUCAUGGACAGAUUUGUCAAUCCCAACGAUGAAGAUUUGGUGUCAGAGAUCAAGCAAACCGUCGCUCCGCAGUAUCAUGCCGCAUUGGUCACGGAGACACUCAAUAUUGCACUAGAAAAAUCAGCAAAGGAGAUUCAGAUUAUUUCAAAAACACUACUCCAUUUGGUUUCGACUGGAACUAUAUCAGCUGAGAACUUCGUGACUGGAAUCAGUGAGAUUUUGGAAUUCGCAUCCGAUCUUUACAUUGAUAUCCCAAUGUUAUAUGAGUACUUAGGGAAGAUUAUAGUACCACAAAUUGAAAAGAAGCAUAUCACAUUUGUACAAACAUUUAGAUUAUCUGAAAACAUAAUACAAUCCAAGCACGGCCACUUGUUCUUAAAAGCAAUAAUAAGAGACUUAAAAGAUAGUAUGGGACCUUCUUUCGUAAAAACGAAAUGGCAAGAAUCUGGUCUUGAACUGAAGCAAUGGAUGAGUGAAGAUCAGGUACCAAAAUGGCUAGAAGAUAAUAAAUUUGAAUUCUUGGAGGGCGGUAAGUCCAGUGAAGAGACGAAAAAGAUUCUUACGCCACAAGAAACGCAACGCAUAUUAUUGCAGCUUAUAAUUAACGACGAGAAUUGUGAUUGUAUACGAGGAUGGGUUCAGGAUAAUCUGGGGGCGUCAGCUAAUGAAGACUGGUUUAUGCGUGCUUUAAUACAACCAAUUUGCGAGUACGCAUUAUAUGGAGCCGAAGGACGAGACGUACCUCACUUUAGCCAUGAACGUAUGAACAAAUACGUUCCGCUCAUAAGCGAGUUUGGUGAAUCGCGUGAACAACGUGAACUUUACUGUUUAUUCGGAAUACAGCAAUUUAUACAUAGACUGGAACACCCUCAAGGGCUAACAUUAGAUAUAUUCCAAUAUUUACACGAACAAUAUAUAAUAUCUGUAGAAGGUUUUAUUGCAUGGGAAGAAUCUGAGAUGGAGCCGGAAGGCAAGGCGGUGAUGCUUAAGGCGCUCACGUCAUUCUUCACAAAUAUUAAGGAGGCGGAGGCCGACAACGAGGAAUCUGGUAGCGAGGAAUGA
Messenger RNA from Danaus chrysippus (African queen), 5697 nucleotides. NCBI's taxonomy places the organism in Eukaryota, Metazoa, Arthropoda, Insecta, Lepidoptera, Nymphalidae. The record is from the annotation of a GenBank genome assembly.